Molecule: messenger RNA, 2279 nt
Organism: Owenia fusiformis
Lineage: Eukaryota; Metazoa; Annelida; Polychaeta; Sabellida; Oweniidae
Source: the annotation of a GenBank genome assembly
UCUCCAAGCGAGUUCUUUGCUCUCAUUUACACAGAAAGAUGCAGUAGUUUCUAUGUAAAACAACACAAAAAUGUGAAGCAUAGAGUUUUGAAGAUAAGAUGAAGAAAAAUACAAAAAUAUGAUGAAGAUAUUUUCACAUAAAACAUUUUUAUUGUAUGGAUACAGGACAAUAAAAAAUUAAUGGAUCCAAAUAACGAUAAAGUUUAGAGGAUUCUAGUUAUAAAUACAAAUCAAAUGAAAAUACAGAUCUAAAGGGAUAAUCAAAACAAUAUAUUGCGCUACCAUGAACACAGAUGAAGAUGAGCUACGUCUACAUGAUGGGGCAUACAGAGGUGACCUUGAAACAGUGGGGCAGAUGCUGGAGAAAAAAGUUGACCCAAAUUGUGUAGAUGAGUUGAAAAACACCCCUCUACACAUGGCAUGUUCAGAAGGCCAUAUCAAAGUUGUGAGAGCUUUAAUUGCAGAAAAGGCAAAACUAAACCCACAGAAUAAGAAUGGCCAGACCCCCCUACAACUAGCAGCCUAUCAUGGUCACCAUAAGAUUGUCAUGUGUCUUCUUGAUGCCGACUGUAAGAUUGAUGAACAAACUGGGUUCAGUGCAUUCACUGCCCUCCACUUUGCCGUAAAGAGCAGUCAGGAGACUUGUGUCAGAGCCUUGCUAGAACGUGGGGCUAACACAGAUAUAGCCGAUCUGAUCAAGAAAAUACCUGAAUACUAUGCCAAAACAGACCCAAUCAAGGCACUAUUCGCAAAGUACUCAAAGAACAAAGACAGCAAACAAGACAAAGAGAAUAAAAAACCUGUAGAACAUACUGAUGAUGCCACAAUCGCUACAAAAGAAGGGAAUAAAAGAUCGAAACAAGAUAAAUCUAAAAAUGAGGACAAUAAGAAUGCAAAGGAAGAUGAUAGCAAAAGGUCAAAGACUGAUGAAAAAUCAAAUAAAUCUAAAGAGAGUGAAAAGACUAAAUCAAAAGAGGAGAAUAAAAAAUCAAACACAAAAGAAAGUAAUAAAAAGGAAAAUGAUACUGACAAUAAGAAUGAUGAUUCAAAGGCUAAAAGUAAAGAAAACAAAACAAAAAAUAAUGAUGAAAAUACAAAACAAAAUGAUAAGAAUAAAGCAAAGUCAACAGAUAAGGCCGAUGAAGAAAAGAAAGGCAAGAAUUCACAAAAAGAUAAAAAGGACAUUGACUCUGACAAAGGAGAAAAUGAAAGUGAUAAAAACAAAACAAAGUCCAAAGAUAAGGCUGGUGAAGAAAAUAAUGACAAGAAAUCACAAAAAGAUAAAAAUGACACUAAAUCUGAUGAUGCAGAUAAGAAAAACAGUAAAAGCAAAGAGGAAAAACCCAAAGAAGACAAUAAAGAAGAAAACAAUCAAAAAUCAAAUGAUGAAAACAAUAAGAAAGGAAAACAGAAUGAAACAAAUGAAAGUGUGCAAGACAAAUCAUCAAAGGAGAAAAAUGAGUCACAUGAUAACAAAGACAAUCCCAAAAAAGAUAAAAGGGUGAAAUUCAGUGAAGAAGUUGAGGAGAAAUCAAAAAAAGAAAAUGAGAAAGAGAAACCUCCUAACAAACCAAAAAAAAAUGAGCCAAAUAACCCAAAACCUGUAAAAGAGAAUAACCCAAAACCUGUAAAAGAGAAUAACCCAAAAGCUGUAAAAGAAACUAACCCAAAAGCUGUAAAAGAAAAUAAUCCAAAAACUGCUAAAGAGAAUAACCUAAAAACUGUUAAAGAGAAAAAUAACCCUAAAGCAAAAGAAGAUCUUAAAAAGAAAGCACCAGUCAAACAAGCUCCUCCAGAACCGCAACCAUCACCAAGACGGAGACGUGAAAAACCAAUGACAGAAGAAGAGAGAAAAAAAUUUGAAUUCAUGAAGCGUAAAACAAAUGUUAGUAAAUUAACUGAUAAACAAUUUGAAUAUUCUGAUGAAUUUAGAGAGAAAAUGAAGAAACCUUUAUAUGAAAGACUCAUGGGAGGUGGUGGGUCAAAAAGGAAGUAGCUAGAUGCUUUAGUUUGUCAAAAUAUUUCAUGUUCUACAGCAAUUUAAAACUUUUUAUAGUGUUGUAGUUUUUAAUAAAUUAAUUACAUUUCUAUAAUUAUAAUGUUGUUGAUUAUUUUAUGAUGACGUUUCAUUUCAAAAUCAUUUUGGCUAAUAUGACACCAUGACAAGGCUUAGACCAAUCCUAAAAUAUCUUCAGCGAGAAAUGAAUUGAAACAUUUUCAAAGAGUGCAUAUGCCAACGUUUUACACAGGAAAUUUUGUUGUUUGAUAAUAGUUGAAUG